Molecule: messenger RNA, 1882 nt
Organism: Monomorium pharaonis (pharaoh ant)
Lineage: Eukaryota; Metazoa; Arthropoda; Insecta; Hymenoptera; Formicidae
Gene: Mo25
Product: protein Mo25
Exons: 9
Coding region: 592-1602 (336 amino acids)
Biological process (GO): intracellular signal transduction
Molecular function (GO): protein serine/threonine kinase activator activity
Source: RefSeq, a predicted model, not a curated record
CAUAAGUGGAGCGACUGAGCGACUCACCAACGGAUCUGUCCGUGUGGCUACGUCGUUUUCCUAGACGCUCGCCUUGUCCAUUCGAUUCAUGCACGAUUGAAAAAAAUAUCAGACGAGAUCUCAACCGCAUCGGCCAAGCUUAACCAAGCCGCGGACACGCUUUCGCGUCUGGUGAUCGGUCGCCGAGCGUUUGGUUGGUGAUCUCUCCGCCGUGGACGUAGUGGUCCCGUGACUCAUCCCGUACAUCAUAUAUACCGAGUACCAACGUACGUGCGUACGCGUGCGAAUCGUACGAUACGUUGCGUUCGCUGGUAUCCGCAAUUCCGCAGUCUUGCGUUAUUAUUACGGAAAAGUCGUCGGAUAAAGUUAUUUGCCGACGACGACGACGCCGCGCAUGCAAGAAGACGUGUGCGUGCAUCCUGUGUACCUCCGUAACGCAGUUAUCGGUCACAGUCAUCGUCGUCAGCAGCAGCAGCAACCAGGGCAGCAGAUCCCAAUCUCACCUUCUCGUAUGCGCACAUCCGAGUCGCGAGUGAGAUCCUUUGAACACCGCUCGGAUUCCUUUGCAUGGUGCGUACAUUCUAAGAAAAUAUGCCUCUAUUCGGAAAGUCCCAGAAAAGCCCUGCAGAAGUGGUGAAAGCGCUUAAGGAGGCGGUGAACGCGUUGGAACGCGGCGACAAGAAGGUAGAGAAGGCGCAAGAAGACGUCAGCAAGAAUCUAGUACACAUCAAAAACAUGCUGUAUGGCACAGCCGAGACGGAGCCACAGGCGGACAUCGUGGUGGCACAGCUUGCGCAGGAAUUGUAUAACAGCAAUCUGCUGCUUCUGUUGGUGCAAAAUUUGAGUCGUAUCGACUUCGAGGGAAAGAAGGAUGUCGCACAGGUCUUCAAUAACAUUUUACGGAGACAAAUCGGAACUAGAUCGCCCACAGUAGAAUACAUAUGUACCAAACCUGAAAUUCUUUUUACACUUAUGUCCGGAUACGAGCACCAAGACAUUGCACUCAACUGUGGCACGAUGUUACGAGAGUGUGCGAGAUACGAAGCUCUAGCUAAGAUCAUGAUCUACUCGGAUGACUUUUACAACUUCUUCAGAUAUGUCGAGGUUUCUACGUUCGAUAUCGCGUCUGACGCUUUCUCUACAUUUAAAGAAUUACUUACGAGGCACAAAAUACUCAGCGCCGAAUUCUUAGAAAUACAUUACGAUAAAGUUUUUUCACAUUAUCAGAGGUUACUCAAUUCAGAAAACUAUGUAACACGACGACAGAGCUUAAAACUAUUGGGCGAGCUAUUGCUCGAUAGACACAAUUUUACAGUUAUGACACGAUAUAUAUCAAAUCCAGAUAAUUUAAAAUUGAUGAUGAAUAUGCUGAAGGAGAAGUCUCGCAAUAUACAGUUUGAAGCUUUCCACGUUUUCAAGGUAUUUGUGGCGAAUCCCAACAAACCAAAACCCAUUCUAGACAUAUUACUCCGUAAUCAGGAGAAACUGAUCGAGUUCCUGACGCGCUUCCACACGGAUCGUUCAGAAGACGAACAGUUCAACGACGAGAAGGCGUAUCUAAUUAAACAGAUCAAAGAACUUAAGUCUGUACAUGAUAAUUAAGUCAAGGAAAAUACAAUUAUUGCUACCGCUACGACUAACUACCACUACAAUCAUUAUUACUAGAGUCUACUACUGCUGUUGCUAAUUACGGUUUAUCACUAUUAUAUAGUUAUAAUUUAUCAUCGUCAUUGUCAUAUUGUCACCAUCAUUGUCAUUAAUCAUCGUCAUUUUACUAUUGUCAUCGUCAUCUCGGCAUUAUUAUUAUUAUUAUUAUUAUUAUUAUUAUUAUUAAUUUUAUUUGUGAGUAAAUAAUUCACUGUAAAUAAAAAUUACAUUUAUA